AUGGACAUCUCACCUAAAAUCACCGAGUGCGAGGAGUACAAGAUCCUCUCUACGCAUCUAGCCAACCCAGAGAAGACGGACGCUAUAUUGGAACAACUCACAACAUGCGCAAAGUUUUCGCUCUCCAACGACAAGCUCGAAUCCCACCUACUUGAAUUGUGGAACAGUAUCUUGCACCUCUCCUCUCAGCAACCCCACUCCUCGAACCAACAGGACUCGAUGGUCAAGCUACUCCAAGCCCUGGUCACCGAUGCUCCUUCGCUCAAAGACACAAACGGGAAGGAAGUCGAAGUAGACGGCAGCAAAGUCUGGCGGGGCCUCCCUCUCUUCGGUCAACAAGCCCGCGAAUGCUGGAACUUCCCCGACGACAAAAAGGUGGACACAAAGAUCAGGGAUGCGUGGAUCAACGUCAACGCAUUCGUUGCACGUUUGACUGCUGCGGCUGUCAAUGAGCAUGGUGGUGAGAGACCAGGAUACAAUGCUCUCGACCACUCCCUCUACGGCAUUUGGAGUUUGAGAAAUGCAGUCGAGGAAGAGCUAGAGAACUUGCCUGGAAAGACUACCGUUGAUGCUUCUGUUGGUGCUGCGGCAGUAUGGAUACUUUAUGCUGGUCGCACGCUCAAGGGUCUCUCGGACAGUGACAAGACUUAUAGUGGCAAGGUUGCAAAGCCUGGCUUCAAGUGCAAGGAUCAGGAGUGGAGAGGCUACAAUAAGGAUAGAUGGCAACUGUGGACAAAAGAGCUCGCCAAAGCAAAGAGCCUCGUGCAGGAUGACAGUAUUCAGGACCUUGUGAAACAAGCUAUGGAGAUUAUGAAGCAAUAG
This is a messenger RNA of Aureobasidium vineae, 822 nucleotides long. The record is from the annotation of a GenBank genome assembly. NCBI's taxonomy places the organism in Eukaryota, Fungi, Ascomycota, Dothideomycetes, Dothideales, Saccotheciaceae.